This is a messenger RNA of Spodoptera frugiperda (fall armyworm), 2140 nucleotides long. RefSeq lists its product as uncharacterized. The transcript is spliced from 3 exons. The record is from RefSeq and is a predicted model, not a curated record. NCBI's taxonomy places the organism in Eukaryota, Metazoa, Arthropoda, Insecta, Lepidoptera, Noctuidae. Bases 165 to 530 code for a protein of 121 amino acids.
ACAAGAUAAACGUCGUACUCUCGCUAUCGACUAUCGACACGCGAGCACGUCAACAUUGUUUGUUUACACCGAGUAACAACAAAAAUAUAAUUUUAUCAUUCAGUGCUCAGCCGUUUCCGAGACAGUGUCGAAUAAAUAACUGUGAUGUGUUUUUAUUGACAAAAAUGGAUAACAUUUGCGUGAACGCCCCUGCCCACAAAGGUGUGAGCAGCCUUGAAACAAUGUACACAGACUUCGACGGAUGGGUGACCAGAUUCAACUCGUGUUACAAAAGAUCACCAGAAAUACGCACGACUUCCCGCCAAAAUAAUUCCAGACGUCACGAUGACAGCGACCUCUAUGACAGAGAUUACUUUUUAAACGACUUGCUUCUAAGGCAAAGGCAAUUACGGCGUUCAGCCAGGAGGCCAUGUUUUAAUUUUUAUAAAGAAAACGAUGGAUUUAUAUCCUAUGAUCAUGUUUAUUAUAGAAUUAUGAGCCAAAAUGGUGAUAAAAGUGUUGUUUACCAAUAUAUUCGGUCCAAAUUAUAGUUUAAGCCGUUUGUGAUAUGUUAUCAACUGAUAUAAGACUUUAUCUUUAAGGUGACAGGGUUCAAAAUUCUACAAAUAAGUGUAGAUUAUUAUUUUUUUGUACUUUGAACGAAAAUGUUAUGUCUCUCUUUUAUUUGUAUGUAAAAGGAUAGAGAUAGCUAGAUUGACAUUGAUAAAGGUCUCGAUUUCGAUUCCUGUGUCGAACAAAUUGACUUUAAAUAGACGUUUUGACUGCGAAAUUUUGAUAUUUUUAUUUUUAACGAAAAUUACUGUUGGAACGUACAAAGGUAGUUUCUUUUUGGGGCUGGUAGUCCCAACUUUGACAACAGAAUAACGAUCCGUCACUUAGUCGUAAGAUUUUUUCACCAAUUUUCAACCUUAUGUUCUUGUGAUAAAGUUGAAAAUUGAUUGAAAUAUUUUGACUUAUCGACCGAUUUCUAUCGAUCGAUGGAUCGAUCCAGAAUUCGAGACUACCGACCCUAAAUGCUUGCGAUAUAACGGAUACAUACUAAAAGUAAGCGUCCACAGGCCCGCAUCGCACGCAUCGUACGCAUUCCGUAUGACGUCAUCGGUACGCAUCACAUGUAGGCAUUGCCGAUGAUGCGGUCCGUACGAUGCGGAUCAGUGGACGCAGUUGUAUGAGUUUCUAUACAAGACAAACUAAAAUCCGUUGCGUGCGAUGCGUACGAUGCGGACCUGUGGAUGCGUACCUUAAAACCACUAUUAUACCUAAUUAAAGUAUGUAAUUAAAUAUGUAAUCAAUACAAUAAUUGUGAUAUUAUGGGGUAGAUGUAUAAUUUGUAAAUAAAUAAGUUAGUUUAAGACAAAUAAGAUUUUGUAUAGUGGUAUUUUUUUAAUGUUACAAAUCCGCCACACCCUCUAAAUACGUCUGCAAUAUCAAUACCCUUAGUAUGAGUUUGGUUUACGUUGAAAAAAACUAUGAUUGGUCGGUGCGAAAAAUCCAACCAAUGAAAACGCCGAACGUGCUCUCGAUUCAAUUACUGGUACUGAUUGGUUAGUUUAUUCGAGCCGGCCAAUCAGAGUCCCGAACGCGCUCUCGUUUCGAUUACUUUAAACCUAAAGCAAACUCGUACUAAGGUAACUCAUCCGGGACAUUUCAUUAAAAUCCGUUCAGUAGUUUCAGCGUGAUUGACGGACAAAUAUCCAAACAAACAAACUUUUUACAUUUAUAAUUAUUAGUGUGAUAUUUAACAUAAUAUUACUUACCUUUAUAAAUAUAUAGAGUGACUGGUAAUUAGUGAACGAUAUUUUUUUUUUUUUUAUUAUUUUAUUUAUUUAAAGGGCUUUGUCGCUUGGCGACCAUAUCGCCCAGUGCAGGAAAAACAAAGUUUGGUUACUUAUUACUAGCUUACGAUCUACUUAUCACUAAUUUGUACAAGUGUUGUGCUUUAUCGGACACUGGAAAAGCAAGCAUGGAGUUACAAAGGCCGAUGUCAUUCACUCUUUGCGGACCAAAAAUACUAACCCUAGUAUUUUCAUUCCGGGCACAUUCCAUCAAAAUAUGAAGGACAUCAUCAACCACUCCACAUGAAUCACAGCAUGGUGACGGAACUUUUUUCAUUAAAUAAUUAAACUUAUUUGAUGGAAUA